Alnus glutinosa is the source of this 1216-nucleotide messenger RNA. RefSeq names its product ribosome-recycling factor, chloroplastic. Gene Ontology annotation, biological process: plastid translation. Bases 191 to 1030 code for a protein of 279 amino acids. The record is from RefSeq and is a predicted model, not a curated record. Gene Ontology annotation, molecular function: ribosomal large subunit binding. The transcript is spliced from 11 exons. Gene Ontology annotation, cellular component: chloroplast. NCBI's taxonomy places the organism in Eukaryota, Viridiplantae, Streptophyta, Magnoliopsida, Fagales, Betulaceae.
GCCAAACAAACCCCAAUUGAAGAUGCUUAUCCACAAAACUAAAAACCUUUCGUACUCUUCGUCUUCCUAGUGCCUUGGACGGAAGCUGACCAAACCUUUCUUCGUUCUUCAGACUCUACCCCCACAAACAAACACUCUCUGAGACUUUAGCCAUAAAGCUUUGCCAAGCUUCGAUAGCGUUCGAGCAUUCAUGGCGACGCCGUUUUGUCCGACGACCCCUGUCCGGUCCAUCAUCCAACCCCAGCAAAACCCUCCCAAAACCCUCAUCUUUCUUGGAGAUACUUAUAAUGGAAGACCGGGUUGUGUGAAAUGCCAGUCGACCAGGGUGAGUGUGCAUUCGUGGAGCUCGGCUGCAAGCUAUGUGAGACUUCGGAGUGGUGUUGUUGGAUUUUAUGGGAAGCCUGUUGUUAUGAGGCAGUUGUUGCAAAGGAGAAGAGGAGUUGUCGCUGCAACUGUUGAAGAAAUUGAAGCAGAGAAAUCUUUGAUUGAGAAAGACGCUAAAGGAAGGAUGGGAAAGACUAUUGAGACAGUUCAAACCAAUUUCAAUUCUGUAAGGACAGGGAGAGCAAACCCAGCCAUGCUAGAUAAAAUUGAGGUGGAAUAUUAUGGAAGUCCAGUUAGCUUGAAGAGCAUAGCUCAAAUUAGUACUCCUGAUGCAAGCUCUCUCUUGAUACAGCCGUAUGACAAAUCCAGCUUAAAGUCUAUAGAGAAGGCCAUAGUAGGAUCUGAUCUUGGUAUGACUCCAAACAACGAUGGAGAAGUGAUAAGACUGACCCUCCCUCAACUUACAUCAGAAAGGAAGAAGGAAAUGUUAAAAGUUGUAGCUAAACUGGCUGAAGAAGGGAAGGUGGCAUUGAGGAAUAUAAGAAGAGAUGCUUUAAAAUCCUACGAAAAACUUGAGAAGGAGAAAAAGCUCUCUGAAGAUAUUGUGAAGGACUUGUCAAGUGAUUUGCAGAAGCUGACAGAUGAGUAUAUGAAGAAGAUCGAUGCCGUCUUCAAACAGAAAGAGAAGGAGUUGCUGAAGGUUUAAUGAUUGUCUGUACACAUGUAAAUGGGAAUCAAACGGGAGAGCCUCCUGACUAGCCAACCUGAGAAAUGGAACCACUUUGCAUAUUUUUCAUACCCGUCUUACAAAAACACUAUUGAAUUAACAAAGAGCAUUAUGUUUUUCUAUGUAUUGUUAAUUUCGGUGUUCUCUGCAUAGUUUUUUUCCAAA